ACAAUUUGAAAAAAAAAGAAACAAGAUAAUGUUGCAAAUCUCUCACUGGAAGCCUUAAAUGUCUCAUUUUUGUCUCAAUUUUGGCCAAAUGUCUCACUUCCUUGAACGGAGUGCUAGUAAGUAGUUAUGGAAUGUGUGGUGUUUCGGGUUGCAUUUCAUGUUCCGCUGUAUUGAGGUGAGGUGUAUUGAAAACAAGAAAAACCUAGAAUGUUGUGAAUUAACGUUGAACCCGGCAAAUGUUUCAGCACAUUUCUAGUAUAGUUACGUAAAUGACAAUGACCGUAAGCCACUGCGAGUCAAUUUUCUACAAGUCCUACUUACUUAUUUCGCAUUUUUACCCACCGGCGGAUGAAUCAGCCUUCCAAAAAUUCCAGCGCAAAUCCUCGAGCAAUACCGGUACCGGUAGUCAUCAUGAUUGAAUAUUGCGACGUGCACGUUUUGCUGUUGCUUUUUUAAGCAAGUAAAAGUGAUAGGUUGACCUAUAACAAUUAGUUGUUAAAACAGUGUAUAACUAUACCAAGUUGUCCGAAAUCACGUUACCAAAAGUUACUUUCGACGCUAGCGGGGUAGCGUGGCAGGUGUCUGAAGUUGUCCGAAGUUACAUGAAGUCACUAAAGUUGUCUGUAAAAACUGACUUGUAAUAGUGAAUGAUAAAAUAAAUUCAAAAGUGCUAAAUAUUAUCGGGCCGUUAGUCGUGUUCCUUCGGCAGCCAAGAGACCUUCGCCCGCCUAUCUAAAUCAGCGCCACGGAGGAGUUGAGUCUAGGAGAAUUUGUCCGACCCUAGAACUAGUUCUCAACUCAAGUCUAGGAGAAUUUGUCAGACGCUAGAACUAGUUCUCAACUCAACUCCUCCGUGGCGGUAAUGGACCUUCUUUGGCCGGCUAUCUUCUCUGGCCAAUUAAUACCCUUUUAGGCCGAUUUCUACGAUUUAUUCACCCCGCAAAAGAAGCCUGGUGGAGACUAAGGCGACUCGCCUCUCACCAACUGUCAACAACUGUCUGACUCUGUCCUUUCCAUUAUCCCACGGCUUGCUUUUCAUGCAGACGGAGACGGCAAGUGCAAGGCUAUGUCUAGACAAAGACACCAAGGGGUUGUCUUUCCAGGUUGUUGUCACAAAGUGAUUAGCUUUGAUGUUUACGCAUUUCAAAGGUCUUCAAAGUCAACAAUCCUUUUGUAAUACAUUUUCACACAUCCAUGGUAGGAGUCCUGGAUUUAACAUCCAUGAAUAUGCAUGAUAUCUGUCAGCUAAUUACAGGGCGGAACGGAUGAUGAAAAGCAGAACAAGGUUAAGACGAAUUUUCCCAUUCUUACAGUAGCACAAACUUGACAGGUUCUUUGUUGGCUGAAGAAAGUUUUUACAGACUAAUGGCCUGGAACGUCGAUGUUUUGGAUUUUUGCACUGGAUUUUUUUUCACCCAACCCCCCAAAAAUUCCAGUGCAAAAGAGAAACCCCGAUAAAAAAAGCCUAAAAACACGCUAAAAAUAACCCCAAACCCAAACUUCUGCUUGGAGAGUAGUCUAUUGACGCAUCCAUGAGAGGUUGGUCUGGACGUGACAAGUUACUCGCGGUGGUCCUUUGAAAUUGACAAUUAUUUACGACCUCGGGGACAACAUAAGGCCUGAGACGCGGUACCGUUCAGUCAUUUCCCGUUUGAACGGAGCCGGCGCGGCGUCCCUCCUUCACGGUCGAUCUGAUCAUACUUCUAUCUCGCGACAUUGUGUUUUCUUUCUUCAUCGAAGUACUCUCUAAUUCAAGAGGCUGGAGUUUCUUGGAAACUCGACAUGGACGAGGAAAAACAGCUGUGGCAGGCAAUCACUGAAGAGGAUUCUGACGCAUGGUGGACAGUUGACCAAGAUGACUGCAAGCAGGCAAUCUUGUACAUCGGCCACAAGACACUUGACGAGUUCCUAGGUAAUCCGGAAAAGUCUGUUGUGACCACCUUUGAACGACCAACUACAACUGAAGUCAAGUUCAGCCAUGUGAAGGUGCGGUUUGCAGAGGCUGCCAGGAAACCAGCUCUCCUGCCUCUACAACACUUCCGGCCGACCUACUCUUUCCUGGGAAGAGAUCAUCUAUGUGAGUGCAUCACAGCGGAUCAGUUUGUGGAGGCAUGGAGCAAACUGAUUUAUUUGUUCCCGGAAGGAAAGGAAAGGGAUGAAAGCAGCAAGGAGGGUGAAAGUUUUGAAAAUGAGGAUUCUGAAAAUGACAACGAUGACCUUCCCAACAGUCCUAACAGCCCGGAUGACACCAACAAAAGUGUUCAAGAUAAUCCCAGCAGCCCGGAUGCUCCCAACAGCCCGGAUGAAACCAACACAAGUGUUCAAGAUAAUCCCAGCAGCCCGGAUGCUCCCAACAGCCCGGAUGAAACCAACAAAAGUGUUCAAGAUAAUCCCAGCAGCCCGGAUGCUCCCAACAGCCCGGAUGAAACCAACAAAAGUGUUCAAGAUAAUCCCAGCAGCCCGGAUGCUCCCAACAGCCCGGAUGAAACCAACAAAAGUGUUCAAGAUAAUCCCAGCAGCCCGGAUGCUCCCAACAGCCCGGAUGAAACCAACACAAGUGUUCAAGAUAAUCCCAGCAGCCCGGAUGCUCCCAACAGCCCGGAUGAAACCAACAAAAGUGUUCAAGAUGUUCCCAGCAGCCCAGAUGACACCACCAAAAGUGUUCAAAAUGCUCCCAACAGCCCGGAUGACACCACCAAAAGUGUUCAAGAUGUUCCCAACAGCCCGGAUGACACCACCAAAAGUGUUCAAGAUGCUCCCAACAGCGCGGAUGACACCACCAAAAGUCAGGAAAAGAAAGAACAGAACGAACAGUUGUUGGCUGUAGCAGAUUCAUGUGUUGGAACUUUCACUCUCGACAUUGAACAGCUAGAGCACCCACAAAAGUCCAGGCAGGUCAGAGUACUGAAUGAGAGGCAUGUUGAAACAUUAAAAAAAAGCUUUCUGGCCUCCGGAAAGAUGACCUUCCAAUCAGCUGGGUCCUUAGUCGGGAUCAUCAGGAAGGAGGACUGUCCUUCUGUCGAAGACUUUGACAAAAAUAAAUUGUCGACCUAUAGAAUAGAAGUUAUUGACGGCAACCAUAGACUGGAAGCGCAACGAAGAGCACUUGAGUCCACAACGAGUCCAGAGCAAAGGAAGACUUUCUGCAAGAGAAGGGUCACCCUGUAUGCAGGCCUGCAGAACCACAUGUGCCUGGCUGCGGGGCUGUACUACAACGAUACAGUGGGAAAGCAGCAUAUGUCCAUGAGUGACAUGGACAUGACAGAACUGUUCAGGAAAGUCCUCGUGGAUGAUUUCCUCAAAAUAUCAGAGGAAAAACUGGCAGAAAACGAGGACUUGGUUGGGCCGAAGGACUUCUUCAGCCAUGUGCGGGACAAAAUCCUUCAGUUACAAGCACAGCACAAGAAGGAAGACCUGAAAAAGAAGUUCGAUACAUUCAGACUGCGUCUGAGGCUUGCCCAGCUCAGCCCCCGAUGCUACAAGCUGGCCAUGCUGUUCUUCAAAGCUGAGAAGGCUCGGGGGCAGGACCUCAAAGCAUCCAAUUUCAAGUGGAUUCAAGGGCUGUCGGAGAAGGACAUCUACAGGUUGCUGUGUAAGGCAACUGCAGAACAUCCAGUCACUCGAAAACACCUUAAGGAGGCAGCUGAAGAAGCUGAGGGUCAGAAAGGGAUGGACAUGUGUCAGAUGACACUUACUGGCAACUGCAUUGAGCUAAAACAAGGAAGCAGAAAAAUGAUGUACAAGUGUAUGGAGGUGACAAGUGGGGGAAAGACCAGAAUCUUCACAGCAGAACAACUACAGUCAUGCUUAUCAGGUACAUGUAAACCUUCCACCUCAUCCACAGCAAAAAGGAGGACGACAUCUGCCACUCAAGGGACCGGGUUGUCCCCAGCAAAAAAGAGGCGGACAACUGCCACUCCAGGAACAGCGUCGUCUUCAGCAAAAAGGACAUCUGCCAGUGCCACUCCAGGAACAGCGUCGUCUUCAGCAAAAAGGAAAUCUGCCAGUGCCACUCCAGAAACAGCGUCGUCUUCAGCAAAAAGGACAUCUGCCAGUGCCACUCCAGGAACAGCGUCGUCUUCAGCAAAAAGGACAUCUGCCAGUGCCACUCCAGGAAAAGCGUCGUCCCCAGCAAAAAGGAAAUCUGCCAGUGCCACUCCAGGAACAGCGUCGUCCCCAGCCAAAGAAAGGAAGAAUCAAAGCGGGAAGAUGACUGGUGUAGAAAAACAGUACCAGGCAGCAAGUGUAGCACUCCAGCAGGCAGCCAUCGACCACAGUGAGCCCUACUUCGAGGAUGUUAGGCUGGACAUACCAAGCCUGAAAGUAGGGGACAUUGUGGUUGUCGACCCGGGGAAAAAGCAGUACGUCGCCGAGGAGCCGUGGUUAGUUGUGGUAAUGGAAGUUAAACGGGCAAAUGCCACAGUAAAGUUCCUAUCAGGUGGAUUUGGGAAAGCGUGGGAUGUAAGCCCAUAUGAUACAACAGUGUGCAGUAUAAAGAAGGUGGUAGCAAAGGUUUGGUUUCAUAUGUUCCCUCUUGGAACGAAAAAAAUGCCGGAGGACAUAGAGAAGAAAGUGAAAGACCUCCAUGGGUUACUGGCACAGAAGUAAAAUCAUGUCUUCCCAAACCAACUUUGUGAUCACUGUUGUAAGUACAUGUACAUGUAUACUCUUUCGGUGUCUAUGUUUAUGCACUCAACAAGCCACCUUGUCAGAAAUGCUGUUCGAAACUCUUGAAAUAGAAAAAUGCAGUCAAACUCAAACCUUUGAAUGAUACUUAAAUAGACGUAGGAAUAACAAGUGAACAAUUAAGUCUUAACUUGUCUGAUACAAAUGUAUACUGUAUGUUUUAAAGCCAUUAAAUCUUGAAGUGGCAGACAUUUGUCAGUCAAAUGGAUGUAUGUAUCAUGUUAAGCAUUGUGGAAAGUGACAAUUGUGUUAAACUGCACCCAUUUCUCAUAUUGUGUAAGCGUAAGAGUUUGAUGAGAUUUAAGACUACUUGGAUUUUUAUCUAAAAUUGUUGUUAAUGCUCAUGCAUAUGUUUCAGGCAGAACUUUUAAUUUCAUUUGUAUUGUAGUCAUUUUGUCAUGAAGUGACUUUACUUUGCUUGGAUUUGUGACUGGAAAAUACCCAGGCAUGCCUUCCCACACAACACCAUUUUUUCCAUUUAUCUACUGUUAAGUUUUACAUUAAAAGACACCUUGACUUGAAA
This is a messenger RNA of Branchiostoma belcheri (Belcher's lancelet), 5209 nucleotides long. RefSeq lists its product as uncharacterized. The record is from RefSeq and is a predicted model, not a curated record. Lineage: Eukaryota; Metazoa; Chordata; Leptocardii; Amphioxiformes; Branchiostomatidae. The transcript is spliced from 8 exons. Bases 1783 to 4608 code for a protein of 941 amino acids.